Messenger RNA from Oncorhynchus nerka (sockeye salmon), 5221 nucleotides. Its product is annotated as ephrin-A5-like. Gene Ontology annotation, cellular component: external side of plasma membrane; plasma membrane. Gene Ontology annotation, molecular function: ephrin receptor binding. Bases 1128 to 1820 code for a protein of 230 amino acids. The record is from RefSeq and is a predicted model, not a curated record. NCBI's taxonomy places the organism in Eukaryota, Metazoa, Chordata, Actinopteri, Salmoniformes, Salmonidae. Gene Ontology annotation, biological process: regulation of cell-cell adhesion; regulation of actin cytoskeleton organization; axon guidance. The transcript is spliced from 5 exons.
CACUCUCUGGCAGUCAGCAACGAACUGCCUUUGCUCUCACCUUCCCUCUCGUCUCGUCCGGUUGAAUCUAAACAUCAGGUGAAAGAAGCACAUGAAUCAAGCGUGUUUUAUUUUUUCUCUCCAAUGGUUAUAUAUGAAGAGAAUGCUGUGGAAUGCUGCCAUUUGGGUUCCGGGCAAACAAGCUGCCCUACUGUCACCCAGCAGCAGCGCAUGAGAGAGGCUCGAGGACGGACUCCUCCCCACCUACCCGUGACACUUUCAAGACAGCGCUGAGAAAGGAUAGCAGCCUUUUUCGGCCAGUCUGCGAACAGAGCAGUGAGACAGCGUUACGUAUAAACGACUUCACUGCAGCCGGGGGUUGCCUAUGUGGCUUUUUUUUUUUUUUCUGAAAACGUUGACAUCUGACGGACUCGAGCUAAAGCGCGAGGUUGCUUCUUUUCGUUUCUCAUUAUUGGACUUGGACCUACCCUCUGCGCUGUUGAUUCCCAGCGAACAGUCCUGACACGAAUCCAGCUCAGCGCAUGCCAUGACCUUACAGAGACUGCUGUAUUAGAUGGUCAUUCUAAUCAACGUUUUAUACAUCUGACUGCAUGUAUUGAUAUCCCCUUUUGUACAUUUGUGUGAAAAAGUGUCUGCCCUAGGAGUGAUUUGUACUUAUCCUGGAGCCGUCAAAGCUGACGUCCCAUGAACACAUAAAACUGAACCCGGACACUGAACCUGAGCGAGAUGCACUACACACAGUGACACUUGCAUUUGAUAACUUCACCUGCUACCGUCGUCAAUUAAUUUUAACCAAGUGACCAGCAAGGCGUCAUCUAUAUCGCAGGUUGCGCUAUCAAAGCCCUUCGCACGUAGUGGUGUAGGAGACAGAGAUUUUCUGUUGUGUUGAAUUGUCCUGCCUUUUUCUGUCAUCCAUAAACUGCGACAGAGGAAAGCAAAGGCACACAAAUCUGUUGUGUUGAAUUGUCCUGCCUUUUUCUGUCAUCCAUAAACUGCGACAGAGGAAAGCAAAGGCACACAAAUGUAAACGAAAGAAGGCAUCUCUCCAGCUGAAGUGUACCUAGAACUGUCAGAUCGUGCAGUCACCCCACAUCGAAGAGGAAUACGUGCCGAACUUUGCUGUUGUAAUGUUGAAAGUGGAGAUGGUGCUAUUUGUCUUUCUGGUGCUAUGGAUGUGUGUAUUCAGCCAGGAGCCCAGCUCCAAGGUGGUGGCAGACCGGUAUGCCGUUUUCUGGAACCGAACCAACCCCAGGUUCCAUCGUGGAGACUACCACAUUGACGUGUGUAUAAACGACUACCUGGAUGUGUUCUGUCCCCACUAUGAAGACAUGGUGCCGGAGGAGCUGAUGGAGCGCUACGUCCUCUACAUGGUCAACUACGACGGCUACAGUACGUGUGACCACACAGCCAAGGGCUUUAAACGCUGGGAGUGUAACAGGCCUCACUCCCCCAAUGGACCACUCAAGUUCUCCGAGAAGUUCCAGCUCUUCACCCCCUUCUCUCUGGGCUUCGAGUUCAGACCGGGCAGAGAGUACUACUACAUCUCCUCCACCAUCGCCGAGAAUGGACGAAGAACAUGCCUGAAACUCAAAGUCUUUGUCCGACCAUCAAACAGCUGUGUGAAAACUAUAGGUGUACAUGACCGUGUUUUUGACGUAAACGACAAAGUAGACAAUUCAUUAGAACCCCGAGAUGAUACAAGUCAUGAGUCUGCCGAACCGUCCAGGAGUGACGCCACAAGCGCAGCCUCACACUUGCGGAUAGCCAGUCCACUGCUGGCUGCACUGCUAAUCUGCUUAGCAACACUCUUCACCUUAUAGCGCCUCCCCCUGUCCUGGAGGGGAAUUACACCCGGCGCGGCCUGAAUCUACCCAAUGAUGAGGCUGGGGCUAGGGUGGGAGAAUGGGCGGGUGUGUGUGUGGGGGGGGGGGGGGGGGUAUUGAGAGUGGGCUUCUUAAGGAACACUAUUUUUUCCAGAUAUUUAAGUGGUCUUUCUCCGUCAAUGAGUUUGAAAAAGUUGAUGUUGGAUGUGGAAGAAACUGUUUCCCCCUUAAAACUGUCAACUAAGAUGCCAAAUCUCUAUUUUUUGACACUUAGUGAUUCUUGUUUUCCCUUCUGACAUCCCUUUACGUCAUGCCGAUUCAUUGCACCACUCACAUACACACAUAUACAGGUACACACACCUAAACACAGUUUUACACGGACAGUUUUUCAAUAGCUCUUUGGUAGGUUGUAAAGCAGCAAUACACAGCAGGUCAUGGUUGUUUUAGCUCUUAUCUAGAAAAAAGGAACAGAGAAGAGUAGUACUCACACCUCUCUCCUAGUCUUUAGACUCAUCUCUUUCAGCAUCAGGUGGAUAAAGAUAGCUGGGUCUUUGUUAGGUGUUACAGAUAGUGGAACACCACGUAGGUAUCAGUUGAGAUACAGUGUAGAACAUGUUUAGUAGGAGAGAAGAGGGCAUGAGUGAGCUGAGUUGGUUGAAGUAUUAAGUUCCAUGGCCUCUUUGAUUAAGGUAUGCUGUCAUGUACCCUCUUUGUGUGUAGAGAGAAUGGUUGGAGACUUUUGGCACGACACAAAGAAAAGACAAAUAAAAACAUUUAGUCCGUUGAGUGGAUGAAAGUUCAAAUAUUUGGAAGAUGACUCAAUUUAUGAGGGGCAGACAGGCAGGUAACUUUGGGCUUUAUUCACUGACUUAAUUAAUAUAUAAUUGCUCUUUAGUGUCAGACAAUGCUUUGUGAGUGAUAACAAUCUGAACCCUCACUGAUGGCACUUUUGAUUCAGUUUGUUAUAAAACCUUUUCACUGAGUUUUACCUGACAUACUCAGCCUUCUCUUGCUGAUAUUUUAAAUGCCAUCUAUGAUUAUGGCAAAGAUGUUUAUCUAUCAAAGUGGGGGAAGAUUUGUGUUGUUCAAAGGUUAUGUCAACAGUUUAGAGAAGAAAGCUCCUCUACCUCUGUGAAAGCUACCAACAUUUGAAGAGGCUGCCUCUCUCACCAUGUUACAAAACAGCCCUUUUUGAAUAUGAAAUGAUACCACUUCCCUACAAGGCAAAUUUAGAUUUUUCCUACAAUUGCUUAUCAUUAGUUCACUUAGACGUGCUGUAGAGCUUGGCAUAUGGAAUCGUCCCUCAGCAUAGCUUUCUACCAUACCCAGUAAGGAGGCACCGCCAUCUAGGAAACAGUGUUGCUUUACUUUACCACUCAUGUAUAACCACAACUUCAACUAUAACCUCGGAUUCAAAUGCUGUAGCUACAGUCCAUUAUAGCAGGCUGCCUGUUCUCCAUUCAUUUUACUACCGCAUAAUUCAAUCUCAUCAUAAUCAACUCACAAUGAUUAUGUUAAUAGAGAAAAUCUCCUUUAACAUCGAGGCGGAGCGCAGAGUAGUUUAGUUUGGCCAUGUUUUGUAUUGGCCCCCAUUUAUACAUUGUACUGCUGUAUAAUGACAUUCAACUUCCUUAGACUCACAAAGGAUCAGAUGGUAGAUGAACAUAGCUGGAGCGAUUUGUAAAUGGAAAUGCUGUUAUUCUGUUCUUUCUUUCCCGGAGUAGGAUGGACAGAUACAUGAAUUAGGUGUGUUGAUACAGGUCUGCUUUCACACAGAGACAGAGACAGACAGACAGACAGACAGACAGACAGACAGACAGACAGACAGACAGACAGACAGACAGACAGACAGACAGACAGACAGACAGACAGACAGACAGACAGACAGACAGACAGACAGACAGACAGACAGACAGACAGACAGACAGUUGAGAGGUUGCGUGCCUAGUUAACGGUCCUACUGUGACUCUUUAAUGAGGUUCAAAAUGACAGGCAUGCAGACCUCAUGUUUUGGAGUUCGGGGAGUUAUUUCAGCUGUUAAAAAUAGAUGGUGGAAGGCCUGGGGGUUUUAAAGCGUCAGUGACCUUGCAGUUAUAGAGGGCUGGAGAGUGAAGGAGAUAGGGGAGAGAGAAAGAAAGAGUGAAAGAGAUUGAAAGAAAGAAGUGUAGGAGGAAGGAAGUUGCAUAUAUGACUGGAGUGCCUAACAAAAAAUACCCAAUGCAACCUUUUUAAAAACACUAGCUAAAAAUGGAAUACACACCCAAAGGCAUCUUUUUUGUUUUGUUUUGAUAUAUUUUUUGUUGUUGCUUUUUCGCAGCUGCCUUCUACAGUAUAUUCUUCUCCUGAAGGGUUGUGUGUGCUUUCGGCCAUAUUUGUUUUCAUACUAUGGUAACAAUGCUAUUACUGUAGAAUAGCAGCUCAGCUUUCGGGGUUAACAAGAGAGGACGCCAUAUGAAGGGGUACUAAUUUUCACCAGAACACCAUAGGGGAUGGGUGCCAUGUUCAAUCCGAGAUGGCCGCCUGUCAUCGACAUAACGUUAUAGCCAACACUUUUUGGGGAAGUCCAGCUUCAAUUCUAUUUGAUUAUAAUUACCCGUACUGCUCUUUAUCAUUAUUGCUACUAUUAUUACCAUGGUUUAUUCUGUACACACGUUAACUUGGGAAAUAAGGAUCAACUUGUUAGCUGGAUACCGUGUAUCCUGAGGUAGUCAACCAUAUAACAUGUAGUGUUAGAUUAGUUACUGUUUUUGUACCUUUCCGGUGGACAAAGGAAAAAUUAGACACUUCAUUGUUAAAAACGGUAUUAUUGUUAUUAUUGUUAUGAUGACGAUGAUGAUGAUGAUAUUUAUUAUUAGCAAAAACUUGAUGUAAAUAGUGUUUGAUAUUAAAGUAUUCAUUUGAUUCGUAUGUCUUUUCUAAAAAACAAACAAAUAAUGAACACAGUAGAAUCUCUGGAUAUUUGGGAGUGUACACGCAAAUAACAGUGCAUUGUGAACUGUCAUUUUCAAUGCCUACUGAUGCUUUGAGAAACCUGUACACACAUGUGCUUACCUGUGUACUUGUGCUUGUGUGUACUUGACUUCAUCUUUGCAUCUACGCGUGCCUGUGUACAGCAGGCUGGACUGAAAGCCAAUGGGGGCCUCGCCUGUUACAUAACUAUGUUUCCAACCAACCAAUCCACAGCCACCGUCACCACUUCAUCACAAGGAUCCAUACAGAACAGACAGAGAGAAUAGAAUAGACGUGGACAAGAUUAACAGUGUUUGUGCUUUUUCGCCUUCAAUGUUUGAUAGCAUGUGGGCCAACUUAGAGUUUUGCCAUGGAUGGACUGUUGGUUGGCUUUUUAUUGGAAGGAUCUUGCCGUUUCAUGCGCAUGGACUUGAUAACGAAACAUAAAA